Molecule: messenger RNA, 930 nt
Organism: Aspergillus mulundensis
Lineage: Eukaryota; Fungi; Ascomycota; Eurotiomycetes; Eurotiales; Aspergillaceae
Product: NUDIX hydrolase
Exons: 5
Coding region: 1-930 (309 amino acids)
Biological process (GO): coenzyme A catabolic process
Molecular function (GO): acetyl-CoA hydrolase activity; coenzyme A diphosphatase activity
Source: RefSeq, a predicted model, not a curated record
AUGCCCCGUCUGAAUGCCGCUUCGCAGGAAGCAAUCAACCGCCUAAGAGCGUUUAACCCCCCACCGACCAGCUACGACCUCGUCCCGCUGUCGCGCCGCGCAGCAGUCCUGCUUCUGCUGUAUGCGGAUGCGAACGGCGAUCUGAGGGUUGUGUUGACGAUUAGGGCGAGCACGCUUAGCUCUUAUGCAGGACAGGCUGCUUUACCCGGUGGAAAAUCCGACUCUCUAUCCGAAACACCCCUCCAAACCGCGCGGCGCGAGGCGCACGAGGAAAUCGGGCUGCCGAGUCUAGACCAGCCCCUUCCACACCCCUUCAGCGUAGAACACCUCUGCGAGAUCCCGUGCUCGCUGGCAAGGACGGAACUUGUUGUUCGUCCUUGUGUAGCGCUUUUACAUACAUUCGACGAGAAGACGGCUGAAAACGCGGAUCCGGAGAUCACGCUUAUUCCAAGACUUGAUGCGAGAGAGGUUGCGGCUGUUUUUACGGCGCCGUUUAGGGAUUUUCUGUCCCUGAAGCCGGUUGGUGAUGGGAGGGGGAGACCGGGACUGCACGUGGAAGGGGCGGAGAAGGGGGAUGAGGGGUGGUAUCGGGGCGUUUGGAAUGAGUUCAAGGGGACGCAAUGGAGGAUGCACCAAUUCUUCGUCCCCGUCAAUCCAGAGCGGGUCGUGAAACCGCGUCCGCACCACGAGGCGCAGGAAGAAGCCGUUCAGAAACUAAAGCAGCAAGAGGAGAGGCAGCACCGACAACACCAAGAGGACUCAAAGUCUGUCACCCGGUACAGAGUCUUCGGCAUGACGGCACGGAUCCUCGUCGAUGCCGCCCGAAUCGCGUACAACGCUCAGCCGGAGUUCGAGCAUAAUACGCAUUCGGGCGAUGAGGAGUUGAUCGCGAGGUUGAGGAGGAGGGGUAAGUUAGGGCCGAAGAUUUGA